GAAGUACAUGUUAGGCUUGCAAAAUGAAGUCCAAAUCCUCAUCCAUAAGCACAGCUCAAGUCAAAAAGGAUGUGAUUCACAGCUGGAUGACAAAACCCUCCUUCCCUGUCUUUCUGCAAAAUGCAGCUGUGCUUGUUUCAGCAGUGGAGCCACAGCUGUCCCCAGAGCUGGGAAGUGAGUAUGGGUACAUGAGCUCUAUGACUCAAAGUCUCCUUCAUUUGGUCCUGUAGCACUGAACAGUUCCUCCUGUAGCAUGGACGAACUAUCUACCCUACUUCAUCUACCCUACUUCAUCACCUUCUGUAUUUGCAGGUUUCCUAUGUAAUGAACUGUUCCCAAGCACUCCAUGGUUGGUUUUGGUUUUGUUUUGUUGCAUUUUUGAGGUUUUUUUGGGGGGGCGUUGUUUGUUGUGGUUUUUUGUUUUGGGUUUUUUUUUGCAUUUUUUUUGCUUCUCUUUCUUUAUCCUUCAGCUUUUCAGAGAGUAGUCACAAAUGCUUAGUUCCCUUUCUUUGUCAUUUGGCUGUGGCAGGUGAGAAGCCAGGGACGGAGCAAGAUGAAGUUAAGCUGCAGAACGCCAGCAAGCAGAUUGUGCAGACUGCUAUCCUCCGAGCAGUGCAGCAAGUUUCCCAGGAGAGCCAGCAAAAGGAGAAGAGAACAAACAGCAGUACAAGCCUCCAGCUAGAAAGAGGAAAAUUAACCAAGAAGCAUGAAAAGAAGUAAAGAAGCAGAUUGGUUUUUUCAGUCCUCCAGUCUGCAGUAUUUUCAGCCUUCUCUUUAGUAUCAGCUGUAUUGCUAGUGCAAUGUUACUGUCGUAAAGCAAACCAAAGUAUAAUCACACCUAGACAUAGGGUAAAGCUGCAAUAGUCCUCAGCUGAGAAAUAUUAAGUGCAUUAGAUGACUAACUCCAUAUUUAUGCAGUGCCUCUUAACAGAAACAAUAACCAUAGCUAUAAAAGUAGUUCCAAGCACAAGCUUUUAUGAUAUGGACUUAUUCUGAAAAGCUUGUUGCCAGUGCACUUUCGUGUAAGUUCUGCGUGCAACGUUUAUGUCACUUCAGCUGGAUGGACUCUUCUUUGAGUUACUGGGUUCACUGAAGCUGUCUUCACUGAAGAAAUAGUUAGCAGAAUGCUUUCAGGCUGCCUUGAAGCACGAGUUUGUACUUUGCUUUGAUUAAACAUGAACUAUGUUGAAAUGGCAGUAUAAAGUAGAUUUGGUAAGUUCCGUGAACCGAUUUUUUUCUUCGUCUUGGGAUGGGGGGGAAGGCAAUCCAGUAAGACUGCAGCGACUGUGAUUUAUGACUGUGAUCAUAGACCUAUGAUCUAUGUCUUUUUUUAAAGAAGUUAAAAGAAGUACAGAAGUUUUAGUCUACUUAUUUGAAAUACUUCUAUACUUCUGCAUAAAAAUCACUUGUGCCUCAACUAUUCUGUUUAAUUUUCUUGAUAUUAAAAGAAGAGAAAUUGAUGUGCCGAUAUGGAGUUCACCAGCUUUUCCUUCAGUUUUGCAACUUUGCUGGGGCUUGAUUUACAGAAAAUUAAGACUGGAGUGGCUUAAAAAUAGGUUUUGAAUUUAUUAAUAUCUUGAAGGAUGGAAAUACACUGUGUCUGAAUUCUGUCAUGGUAGAUAUUUCUCACCUGCUGGGCAUAAAGUUACUUCAGAUAUUUACAAUUGUUACAUGUUCACUUUAAAUAGCACUGUGUUAAGCUGGUAAUACAGAACUUAUCCUGUAACUGCUCUAUAUCACUGAAGAAAUCCAUGACUUUUCUGAAAAUACAAAUUAAAUAAAUGUAGCUUUCACUUUUAUGCUCCCUUACUGUAAUGGUGAUUGCACUAUUAACAUCUGAAAUGAGUAACAGUAUAUUUAAUUCUAGAAUAGCUUGUAGCUCUGCUUCAACUGAAUUAUUGUAGUAAUACACCUAGAAAUAUAGAGAAGCAGAUAUACAGGAUCUGCAAAAGGCGCAAACUUUUGAAAUUGCUUUUCUACUCAGUUAGAUGAUUCUCAAAGAAACUGGUUUAAGUAAUUGGCUAUUACUUGCUGUGUCCUACUGCUUGUGUUAAACAAUUUCAGGAUUCUUUCUCAUGGCUGGAGGCUUAUUCAUGAAUACCCAUAUUCUGUAAUAUUAAGUCUUUGAAAACUGCUUGGUUCCUUUUUUUUUUUUUAAUUCAACAGCAUUGACUCAUAACAGAUAAUGAUUUAGCUCAAUCUUCUUUCGCUUAAAAAUGCAAAGAAGAAUUCAACAUGAUUAAAGUUUUUCUAAAUCUUCUAAUAAUGAAAACUGACCAGGUUUGCAAGUAUGCAGUUGGUUCACUUCCAUAGACACUGGGGGAAUUUUCCCAGCCAAGCAAACUUUGAAAGGUGGAAGUAAUUGGGUCGUGAGGCAUGUGCGUGUUUGUCAUGUUGGUAUGUUUUCUACCAUUAGCCUUUUUGCCAGUUGACCUUUG
Molecule: messenger RNA, 2438 nt
Organism: Strigops habroptila (Kakapo)
Lineage: Eukaryota; Metazoa; Chordata; Aves; Psittaciformes; Psittacidae
Gene: AKAIN1
Product: A-kinase anchor inhibitor 1
Exons: 1
Coding region: 325-720 (131 amino acids)
Source: RefSeq, a predicted model, not a curated record